UUGACGUCUACUCUGACUCUUUAUAAAAAGAUACACCUUCGAACAGUUUAUUCAAACAAAAAGGAGAAAGCUUGGAGAGAGUAUAUAUUCGGGAAGAUUAUAGCUUUCAACUUGUGCGACUUUUUCAUCAAAAUGUGGCGUAUUAGAAAUAAUUACAAUUUUAUUUUAAUAACAAUGGUGUUUUCUCUUUGGGUUAUAAGCUGUAAAAGUGCUUCACCGAAUUCUCGAUGUAAGCUGAGACGAUACACGCAUAACGCUGUACAAACAGAUUUUAAUGGAUUACGUUGCUGGGAUGAAGUCGACAUCAUGUCAUGUUGGGGAUACUGCUUAUCUUACGAGACGGCAGAUUGGCAAUUCCCUUACAAAGUAUCCUUUCAUCCAGUUUGCGUGCACGGAGAGAGGAAGCACGCUUCAGUCAAGUUACGGAAUUGCGACCCUGACGUGGAACCCGGUACAGAACUGUAUCAUUACGUAGAAGCAGCCUACUGCAAGUGCCAGGCGUGUUCUUCUGAAGACACAAGCUGCGAAUGGCUGCCGCCAGAUUAUUCUCUUCUCAACGAAAACUCAAUCGCAGAUCAAAUGGAGGAUAAGAAAUAAAUUUAAUAAACACCGAGGCUAAUUAACGUGACACUA
This is a messenger RNA of Vanessa tameamea, 633 nucleotides long. RefSeq names its product glycoprotein hormone beta-5 (gene Gpb5). Gene Ontology annotation, molecular function: hormone activity. Gene Ontology annotation, biological process: G protein-coupled receptor signaling pathway. Lineage: Eukaryota; Metazoa; Arthropoda; Insecta; Lepidoptera; Nymphalidae. The coding region runs from base 133 to 597 and encodes 154 amino acids. The transcript has 3 exons. The record is from RefSeq and is a predicted model, not a curated record. Gene Ontology annotation, cellular component: extracellular region; cytoplasm.